This is a messenger RNA of Phymastichus coffea, 2498 nucleotides long. RefSeq names its product protein MCM10 homolog (gene Mcm10). NCBI's taxonomy places the organism in Eukaryota, Metazoa, Arthropoda, Insecta, Hymenoptera, Eulophidae. The transcript is spliced from 2 exons. Gene Ontology annotation, molecular function: single-stranded DNA binding; DNA replication origin binding. Gene Ontology annotation, cellular component: replication fork protection complex; nucleus. Bases 235 to 2388 code for a protein of 717 amino acids. The record is from RefSeq and is a predicted model, not a curated record. Gene Ontology annotation, biological process: DNA replication initiation; DNA replication.
CACGCCACAGCUCGUUCUUCCAAAUAUUUACAAUAUUACAAUUUUGCUGACUGCAAUAAUAUAGAGAAAAGAGAACAACAGGUGUUUCAAAUGUUUACCAUAAAAUUCUCGUAAAGUCGAAUCGAUAAUAUUAUCGUUAAAUAUUGACAACUCAGUUGGAAAAUUCUGUGAUAUUCGUAAAUAAUGCAUUGAAAAUUUUAGGGAUUAAUGGUUUUGUAGUCGACAAAAGUAACAAUGAGUAGCGAUGAAUCUGACGACGAUCUUAUUAAUUUAUUAGUAAGUAAUGCAGAUGACAGUGCAAAGUCUCAUAAAGAUAACACAACUCAACAAUCUAAACCGCAUGUAUUAAAGGAACUUGAUCAUAGUUUUCUUGAUGACUCUUCUUACGUUAUUGAAGAUGAGACUCCCAAGAUUGUAACUCCAAAAGCAAACAUUGACAAGACAUCAAUUGUUGAUAAUCAUGCAAAUUCUUCUGAUGACGAAGAUGCCAAGUAUUUUGAAAAGCAAAGUUAUUCUGAAUAUGGACAAGAAAUUAAACAAUUGUUGAAAAAUAGAGAAUCUCAAAAAGCUGAUCAGAGUUUUCUUAGAAAUUUUAAAAAAGAAAAUGUUCCAGUAAAUGUUACUAGUAAUAGUUCAUCUUUAUCAAGUAAUUUUAAUUCAGCGACAAGAACAAAUAGUAAAUACAGUUUACAAGUUCAAAGUAGCCCACUUAUUCCCAAACAAAAAGAUGUUUACUGUGAUCCAAUAUUUGGGUUGAGAAUUAUAAAACCUCUAGUUUCAUCUGCAGAAUUAACAGAAAGAAUGAAUGGACGAAAAGCAGUCACAGUGUCAAAUGUGAAAUUACAUUUAACUGUACAAUCUAAUAGUGAUCAGAACACUGAUUGGGUUAUUGCUGGAGUUCUGCUUAGUAAAAGUGCAACUAAGACAUCUCAAAAAGGUAGUCAAUACUGCAUUUGGAAGCUAUCUGACCUUUCCACAGAUAUGAAAGCUGUUACAGUUUUUCUCUUUAGUGGUGCUUACAAGACUUUUUGGAAAUUGAAUGUUGGAAGUGUUGUUGGCAUUUUAAAUCCAUCAGUCCUAGAAUCUAGAGAUGACAAAGACUUAGCUACAUUGUCAGUUGAUAAUCCUAUGAAAGUUAUGGUUUUAGGAACAUCAAAAGAUUUAGGAAAAUGUAAGUCAGUAAAAAAAAAUGGUGAACCUUGCACAGCUCCAGUAAACUUGAGUAUUUGUGAAUAUUGUGUUUAUCAUAUAAAACAAGAGUAUGGAAAAUUUUCUAAGAGAAGUGAAUUCCAAAUUUCGUUAGGAGAAAAAUCUUUUGGAAAUGUAAAAAAUUCACUUAAACAGAUGGGAUUAAUGCAGCAACGACAUCCUGAAGCUAAACCUUUUCUUGCUAUUCCAGCGAAAAGAAAUGAAGCUCUUUAUAAGAAAGAUUGCGAGCGAUUGGCUUUACUGAGGGGAGGUACUCCAUCAACAUUAAUAACCCAAAUACCCAAACCUAAAGUUAAAACAGCAAAUGUUGAAUUGACACCUCAACAAGUUAAAAAAGAUUUUGAAAGAUUGAAUAAAUUGCGCCAAUUGAGUACAAUUAAUAAAAGUACUUGUUCAAUCAUCAACGAAGAAAAGAAACCAAAUUUCAAGUUAAGUCUCUCAACUCCAAAAUUAGGAAACGGAAUGAAAAAUGGUAUAAUUGACUUUUCAGAACCUAUAAAUAAGAAUACUAGAGAUAAGGCAAAAUUAGAAGCUAUUGAAUUAUCUAGAAAAGUUGGUGGUUUUCAAAAAACUAAUCCUAAUAAAGUUCGCCCAGAUAAAGCAGCUGCAUCUGAAAAAGGAUUGAAAAGAAGAAGAGAUGAAGAAGAAACAGAAGCUGAAGCAGUGACACAUAAUAGAUCUGCAAAAAAAGCAAAUCCUGUGAUAAAUAGAUUUCAAAAGAUGCUUGAAAUGAAGUCAACUCAUUCUGACCUUAUAGAAAAAAGAGAAGAUGAACAAACUGAUGAAUAUUUCAAAAAGUUAGAAGUAAAGGAACGAAUGGAGGAGAAAAUGUUGAGCACAUACAAAGUUGACUGCAAAGCCGUACGAUGCGUCAUUUGCAAAUACGUUGCAUUUUCGAGCUCUGAUUUAUGUAAAAAGUUACAACAUCCCAUCAAAGUUAUUGACGCAGUAAAGAGAUUUUUCAAAUGCGCUGACUGCCGAUAUAGAACUGUCACCCUUGAUAGAAUACCUACAGAAACUUGCAAAAGAUGCGCAAGCUCCAAAUGGAUAAAAACCGCUAUGAUGGAUGAGAGAAGAACAGAGAUUGCAAGCUCCAAACUGUGUAUAAGAGGCGGAGAAGAAAAAUACAUUGGAUCUGUUACAACAGAUGCAAAUCUUGAUUUAGUAGUACCAGACUAGAGUAUCAUUUUUUAAAUGUGAAGAUUUUUUUACUUGUUAAGCUUAAACUGUUAAAAAACUGCCUUUUUCCUGGAUAAAUGUGUAUGCUGUUGAAACACAAAUAAAUAACG